AUGGUGCUUGCGCAGGCUCGGCUGCAGGCGCAGAAGGCGGUGGCCAAGGCCGGCGCCUCGAUGACGGCCACGGGUAUCCACGUCCUCGGCGGUGCGUACCUCAUCCCGACACUGCGCCUUCACGCGCCCGUCCGCGUCAACGGCGAGUACGACAUGCGCCGGCUCGUGGAGCAGUCGCGCGUGAACUGGAACCUGCGGGGGCCCGUGAUUCUCGACUUGGCCAACGUGAGCUCCAACGGGUCACCGCACAACUCGCCGAUCCGGUCUUCGGAACUGCGCUCGCUCAUUUACGCCCUCCGCAGCGAGAACCUCCAUCCGAUCGGGAUCACGAACGCCAGCGAAGACAUCAAGGCCAUGGCAUGGAAGUCGCUGCAGGUGCCAAGCAUCAUUAGCACGCGGCUCGAAGACGACGGCGACUACGAGGCGAGCGAUGCCAUGAACCGCGUUGCGAUGCACCAGCUCAUGGAAGAGGCGAUGGGUCACGAAGAAGCGGCGCAGGCCAUCAUCAGCGAGCGCCUCGACACCUCGUCGGCCGCUGCCGAAGCCCCGGCCGCCGCACCUGCACAACGUGGUAUGAUGGUUGUCGAAGGCUCGGUUCGCACUGGUCAGCAAGUCUACGCCAAGGACCAAGGGCUCGUCGUUCUUGGCUCGGUCAACUCUGGCGCCGAGGUCCUUGCAGACGGCGACAUUCACAUUUAUGGCACGCUCAAGGGCCGCGCGCUCGCAGGCAUUGGCGGCAACACGGACGCUAAGGUGUACGUGCAGAAAUUUGACGCCGAGCUCAUCUCGAUCGCCGAUACAUUUACGACUUGCGACGCCCUUGAAGCGCGCGAGAUUGGUCACGUGGUCGAUGACAAGCCCACGAUCGUGUGGCUCGAAGACGGCGCGCUGCAGUUCAAGUCCGUCGUACCCGGCCCGUAGUGUUAGUACCAUUUCUACUUUUUCUACAUUUUUCUGC
This is a messenger RNA of Saprolegnia parasitica CBS 223.65, 958 nucleotides long. RefSeq lists its product as hypothetical. Gene Ontology annotation, biological process: regulation of cell septum assembly; cell morphogenesis. NCBI's taxonomy places the organism in Eukaryota, Oomycota, Saprolegniomycetes, Saprolegniales, Saprolegniaceae. The record is from RefSeq and is a predicted model, not a curated record. The coding region runs from base 1 to 921 and encodes 306 amino acids. The transcript has 3 exons.